Hibiscus syriacus is the source of this 1660-nucleotide messenger RNA. RefSeq names its product cytochrome P450 94C1-like. Gene Ontology annotation, molecular function: iron ion binding; oxidoreductase activity, acting on paired donors, with incorporation or reduction of molecular oxygen; monooxygenase activity. The record is from RefSeq and is a predicted model, not a curated record. Bases 16 to 1512 code for a protein of 498 amino acids. The transcript has a single exon. NCBI's taxonomy places the organism in Eukaryota, Viridiplantae, Streptophyta, Magnoliopsida, Malvales, Malvaceae.
GUUUCAAAUUCGUAAAUGGAUUCACAGGUUUCCUUUUGCUCUACGAGCACUGCUUUCUGUUUCGUGUUCUUCUCUUUUACCCUCUUGUUUUCUUUGUUUUCUUUGCUGGUCUUUGUUUUGAGGUCGAAGCUCUGGUGUAAUUGUGAAACCUGCCAGGCUUAUCUUACUUCCAGUUGGAUCAGAGAAUUCGACAAUCUUUGUGACUGGUAUACUCACCUUCUUAAAAAAUCCACCACUGGAACCAUCCAUAUCCAUGUUAUUGGCAAUAUCAUCACCGCAAACCCAGUAAACGUCGAGCAUGUUCUUAAAAACAGAUUUGAGAACUACCCAAAAGGGAAACCUUUCUCCAAUCUCCUCGGUGAUCUUCUUGGUAGAGGUAUUUUCAAUGUUGACGGCGAUUCAUGGAAGUUUCAGAGGAAAAUGGCCAGCCUCGAGCUUGGUGGCGUCUCCGUAAGAGCGCACGCAUUUGAUAUUGUCAAGUCAGAGAUUCAAUCCAGGCUUCUCCCUCUUCUAUCAUCGGUUGCGGGUAAAGAACAGGUUCUUGAUUUACAAGAUGUGUUUAGAAGAUUUUCAUUCGAUAAUAUCUGCAAAUUCUCCUUCGGGUUGGACCCUGGUUGCCUCAAAUUAUCUUUGCCGGCUUCGGAAUUCGCUGAAGCUUUUGAUUUAGCAUCUAAGUUUUCGGCACAAAGAGGGCAGGCGUAUUCACCUUUGCUAUGGAAGGUCAAAAGGCUACUGAAUUUGGGCACGGAAAAGCAACUUAAAGAAGCCAUUAAAGUACUGGAUGAAUUUGCUCAAGAGAUGAUCGAUCAGCGGCGCAAAGAGGGAUUUUCCGGAAGAAAUGAUCUUCUGUCAAGAUUCAUGAGCACAAUCCAUGAUGACAAGUAUCUUAGAGACAUUGUCAUAAGUUUCCUACUGGCUGGUCGUGACACGGUGGCCUCAGGAUUGACUAGCUUCUUUUGGUUGUUAACUCAGCAUCCAGAAGUCGAGUCAGCCAUCCGAGACGAGCUGGAACGGGUCGUGGGGUCGAGUGAUGAACAAUUCGCAAGCUUUAAUCAAAUGCGAGAGAUGCACUAUUUGCACGCGGCAUUGUAUGAAAGCCUGAGACUGUUUCCACCUGUCCAAUUUGACUCCAAGUUUGCUCAAGAAGAUGACAUAUUGCCUGAUGGAACCUUUUUGAGGAAAGGCACCAGGGUUACCUACCAUCCAUAUGCAAUGGGACGGAUGGAACAGGUUUGGGGCUCCGAUUGCCUUGAGUUCAAGCCAGAAAGAUGGUUGAAAAAUGAGAAAUAUAUCCCUCAAGACUUAUACAAGUUCCCAGUUUUCCAAGCGGGGAAAAGGGUUUGUUUAGGGAAGGAAAUAGCAGUGGUGGAGAUGAAAUGUGUGGUUCUUGCCGUAAUUAAGAGGUUCAAAAUCCAGGUUCCCGGUCUCAAUCAAGCACCGAGGUUUGUCCCUGGUCUCACCGCCACCUUGAGAGGUGGCUUACCGGUUCUAUUCCAAGAAAGGGAAGCUUAAUUCUGACACUUGCCUACACUUUGCUUUGGAGAUAGAUAUAAGCUGAUCUCCAUUUGAGUUGAAUUUUAAAAUCUUUUUAACACAGCAAAUCUAAUGGGUCAAAGGGGAUACGUGUAUGUUUCUUCCUGUAUAAAUAUUUUGUUCAGAU